CUCCUACUCGUCUGUCUCGCGCUGUCCACUUACUUCGUAUACGCCUCGCUCAAAGCUCCAGUCUUGCCCCCCAACGAGGUAGAAGUCAUCGUCGAGAAAGAAGCAGAAGUCAUCGCCGAGAAAGAAGCAGAAGUCGUUGCCCAGAAAGAAGCAGCGUGGCUAGGCACACAGGUCGGCGCGUACACACUUGGGGCUCAGAGAGCAACGGGAGAAGCGUGGCCGCCGCGAGCCGAGUUGUAACUAUAUCAUGCCGCCUAACACACGCUCCACGCACCGCCCCUCGACCUCAGCCGUCAACUGGCCUCCACCGCAUCGCUACCAAAUUAGCCGGAAGAAAAAGCCCAAGAAACCCAGACUCAACGAUAUGCCACCACCUCCACCACCACCACGCCAUGACUCAUCCUCAUCAAUUCUAUCCACCAUGCACGUACGUGACAUCGCCCUGCCGUCCGUCGAGACUCAGUCCAACCCCGCCGACGACCAUCCAUCCCGCACGUUGAAACGGCCCGCGAGUCUCUUCCUACAGGGCCUCGGUGCGGAGGGUCGUCGCGUGCGCCGUCUGACUGCAGCAUCGAGGGGCGGCUCCGAGCGUGGUGACAGCGUGUGUGUGAGUGCGAAUGUUUCGCGGCGCGUGACGCCUGCGGGUGGUCAGCGGGUGCGGGAUUGGAAGGCGAGACUGGAGAGUGUGGGGAGAGAGGGGAGACUGCAGGUUGAUGUUAGGAGGUUGGGUGUUUCUAUGUCUGUUGCGAGGGGGGGUUUGGUUGGACUUCCUAUAUCGUCGCCUGGAGUUGGUACAUCAUCACCUGGAUUUCCUACAUCAUCAUCUGGACUUCCCACAUCAUCAUCUGGACUUCCCACAGCGUUGCCGAUACUUCCUACACCGUCACCAGCACCAGUUCUUCCAUCACCAGUCCUUCCCACAACACCACCCCCCAGCGACCACUCAGCCCACAUCACCGAGCAAAUCCAACCCAUCCUCCACGCCGAACUCGAGAAGCGGAACAAGCCCCAAUCUGCAGACAACAACCUCAUCAACACAUUGAAAGCCGAGUUGAAGCCGAUGAUCACAGACAUGCUGAACCACCAACGGGUCCAACUCUCACAAGACCGUUUCCGCGAGUUCCAACACGCGAGGAAAGUGCUGGGUCAGGAUCGUGUGAAAGACAUGCGCCAGGAGAUGCAGGCUCUCGGUCAGAGUCAAGAGGUGUGCUUUCAGUCAUUUGGUCAAAGUCAAGAAUCCCGCUUUCAGUCGCUGAAACAACACCAUGAAGCGAGUAACCAGUCGUUGGGCCGGUGGAUGCAGGAUGGAGUCAAGUUUGCUGUGCAUUCGGGGGUGGCUGAUAUCCGUGCGGGUCAUACUGAGGCGCUGGAGGUGCUUGCAAAGAAGAUGGAGAGUGAUCGUGGGACGGGCGUCGUUCAUGACAUUGCGCCAGUGCAGGAUGGAAAUCAUGAGAGGGUGGUGCUGAAUCCAGACUUGCCGGCGGCUUGGACGACAGCAAUCCAAGCGAAAGUCGGCGAAACCAUUGCAGCGCACUUGGCGUCUGCCAUGGACUUGAAUCGACCUGAUGCAUGGCCGGCCCAAGCCAAGUCGAUGAUGGAGAGUGUGCUCGAGACAGGGCUAAAAGCGCAGUUUGAGGAGCAGUUCGCAGCCUCAGGCCUUGGCCGAACGGUCAUUUCAGAUGCUGUACAGCAGAUCACCGCAGAGGCGAGCCACUCCUUUCACACCAUCUCAGCGGACUAUCGUCGGAAGAUGGACACAGAGAAGAACGAGGCCGAGGAAAACAUGUCCAGCCUGGCGACGCAACUCGCCGACCUCGCUCGCGAAGAAGCCGCCAUGGCCGACAAAGACGCACAAAUGCAAAACGACGCCCGACAGCACCACGACGACAUGAAGAAAGCAUACGACGAACUGCUCACCCGCAGCACCACGACACACACAGAGCUGGAGCAGACGCGCAAAGAACGCGACACGGCCAAACAAUGCGCUGACUCUCUCGAGACAGCUCAACACGAGACGCGGCUAGAACUCGCCGACCGAAAGGGACAGAUUGUGGCGAUGCAGAUGGACAUUGUAGCAGCACAGGUGGAGAAACAAAUUGCCGAGGAGGAUGUGGAGAGUCUGCAGAGGCGUUUUGAGGAGAUGUCGCGAAGGUGUAAGGAGAUGGAGAGAGGGAAGGCGCUGGUGAUGCAGCAGAUUGACAUGUUUGGGGAUGUUGGUGAGGAUGGUGGGAGUAGUGAGGAUGGGCGAGAAGGGAGUGAAGUUGAGGACGUUGAGAUGACCGAGGACGGUGAGACGAUUGAGGACGGUGAGACGGAUUGAGGACGGUGAGACGAUUGAGGACGAAGAGCCGAUGGGAGCGGUUGACAUGUAGAUUGGUGAGUCUGAUGAAGUGGUAUGUAGAUGAAGAGCUGACGGUACGACAGGAUUGACACUGAGAUGAGUCCUCAUGCUCAUUGGAGAGACUUGAUAUGGGUGGACCUGGAUCGGCUGAGCAGUCAGCCAUGGUUCAAACGUGUGGGAUGGUAGAGAGGAUAUUGAUGUUCAGAUUGGGGGCGACCAUUUGUUCAUGAAUUGGCUGAAUGUAUUAGAAACAUAGAGCGAUGAGGCAAUGGAGUUGGAAUAGAUAGUGGUAGUGAAUCGAGUUUUUAUCGCGUGCUUACAAGCAAGUUCAGCUGUUGUUUCAAAUCCAAGCACUUCAAAUCAUGACCUCACUAUAGGUAAGCUCAGAUCACAGCGGUCGCGAAUAGCCAUGUGGCAAUGAAUGC
Messenger RNA from Dothidotthia symphoricarpi CBS 119687, 2766 nucleotides. RefSeq lists its product as uncharacterized. The coding region runs from base 248 to 2320 and encodes 690 amino acids. The record is from RefSeq and is a predicted model, not a curated record. NCBI's taxonomy places the organism in Eukaryota, Fungi, Ascomycota, Dothideomycetes, Pleosporales, Dothidotthiaceae. The transcript has 2 exons.